Molecule: messenger RNA, 6303 nt
Organism: Ahaetulla prasina
Lineage: Eukaryota; Metazoa; Chordata; Lepidosauria; Squamata; Colubridae
Gene: STARD7
Product: StAR related lipid transfer domain containing 7
Exons: 9
Coding region: 318-1577 (419 amino acids)
Molecular function (GO): lipid binding
Source: RefSeq, a predicted model, not a curated record
GAUUCGAAGGGAAGUCAGCACGCCCGCCGCGAGGUCGCAGGAGGGGGCGGGGCGAAGAAGACGGACGUCUCUUUCCUCCAAUCGGAAGGCCGGGAUGCCUAAGCGCCGGCCAAUAGGAAUGGAGCUGGGGGCGCGGGGCGCGGCCUAGCCAGCGGAGGCCGCUUUCUGAGGGCUUCUCAAGCGAGGAGGGGAAAGCGAGGAGAAAGCGCCGCACCGCCCCCCCCCCAAAACCCUCCGCUCGGGCCGCGCCACCGGCUGGAGGGUUCGCGGGGAGAGGCUUCGUCAGGGCAUUGACUGGUCAGCAAGGCGUGGCAGGAAUGUUCCAUCCACUUCAAUGGAGGCCGCCCUCCAGCUUUUAUUCUCUUUAUGCGAACUCAUCCCGCUUCAUCAGCUAUGAAGGGAAACCACGGAAGGUGUGGUGGAACGAGGACUUCCUGAAGGGCAAGUACCAGUGGCUGCUUACGUGGCUUCGGAAAGGCUCCGAGCAAGAGCCGGGGCAGAAGAGCCUACUCUCCCUGCUAGCCAAUCAGUGCAGCUAUGUGACCAGCCAGAGAAUCAGGCGUGCUCAGCAAAUCGCUCAGCUGUACAGUAACAUUUACUCCGAGAGGGCGCGCAAGAAUCUCUUCUCUUCCUUGUGGCGUCGGUUCCAGGGUCAUCAUGCCAACGCCUGCAAGCUGAUGGCAGCCCUCACCGGAGUGUUCCUGUGGGAAGAGGAGAGGAUCAAAGAAGAAGAGCUGAAGAGGUCUGUGCAAGAAAUGAAACACAUGCAAGAAAUCUCGAGGUUCUUCCCGAGCAGCGUGGAAGAAAACCAGGAGCUGGAGCCAAGCACCUACCAAGGUGUCUCGUCCGAUCCUGAAGAUCAGAGUUGGGAAAUGGUGGUCAACAAGAAGCACUUCAAACUAUGGAGGCGUCCCGUUGAUGGGGGUCACGUGUACCAGUAUCGAGUCUUUGGAACGUACACAGAUGUGACACCAAGGCAGUUUUUCAACGUGCAGCUGGAUACGGAAUACCGGAAGAAAUGGGACUCUCUAGUGAUCAAACUGGAGGUGAUUGAGAGAGACCGGGACACCGGCUCAGAGGUGGUGCACUGGGUAACUCACUUUCCGUACCCAAUGUAUUCACGGGAUUACGUUUACGUUCGACGGUAUGAUGUGGACCGGGAGAACAAUCUGAUGGUGCUGGUGUCACGAGCGGUAGAACACCCAGGCGUCCCAGAAGAUCCUGAAUUUGUCCGCGUCCGAACCUACGAGUCACAAAUGGUUAUCCAUCCUCACAAAUCAUUUGAUGAGAAUGGCUUCGACUACCUGCUCACGUACAGCGACAACCCACAAACUGUGUUUCCUCGAUACUGUGUCAGCUGGAUGGUUUCCAGUGGCAUGCCGGACUUCUUGGAGAAACUGCACUCGGCCGCGCUGAAGGCAAGGAACAUGGAAAUCGUUUUGAAAGACUAUAUCUCCACUUCCAAAUCCUGGGACAGCGGGGGCGAGAACAGCAACGGGGAAGGGAAGCCCAGCAUGCCCGGCCAAGACCAUAAGAAUGAAGGAGCCCGCAGCCCUAUUCAGAUAGACUAUGCUUAAAAGGAGAGAGGGCUCGGUUUGCAACGUCGCCAGCCCCCACGCCUCUUGCUCCAGGCUGUGAAAAAGGAAAAACAAAAAAACGCCACAGAGAAGGAUGCCUUUGGGAUCUCGAACACCUCCUCCUCUUCCUCCUCCUCUUCUUCUCUGCCACGUCUCCUCCUCGAAAGACAGCAACACCGUCAGCCCUGGGGAACCAGGCUCGGCCAUCUUGAAAAACAGUUUUGUGCGGCCACUUCUGCGUCGUCAUCUUAUUUUGCUCUUAAUCCUGGGGGUGUGUGGGGAGGAUUGCUGGAGAAAAACGCUACGUUCCUGGAUGGUGGGCCUCGUUUCUUCCUACCCCAAUAUUGAGGUUCCCUGCAAGCCAUUUGGAGAGAGGCUGCUCGUUGCCUCUUCUCUCUUUUGUAGAGAACGAAUCGCGCGGAGGCCGCCGCGGCCUGGCUUGAGGCAAGCCGCCCAACUGUCGACAGCCCCGAUGCUGGUUCCUGCUUCUCGUUUGGCUUCCUGUGUCUGCGUCUCUCUCAAUCUUCUGCUCUGCUUGCAGAGGGGAUGCUAUGCUGCCAAAGUGCCUUCUUUCCCCGCUGAGGCACAACUGAAUGCCAUCUCUUUGGCCACCGGAAGUGGGCGGCGGACCCGUCGAGAGUCCCUUGGGCGUUAAGGUCCAGGCUAUCCCCCUUCGUGACGUCCCUGUCCACAGAGCAAAGGAAAAGCCCACCUUCUUCUGCACCUUUCAAUCUCUCCAUUUUUAGAACUGGCCACCUUGGGGGUUUAUUUCCUCAACAAGGUGCGACUAUUUGUCAAUCCGGUGACAUCGGCGAAAAGCGCUGUCGCCACAGUCCCAAGACGCCAUCUCUUGAGUUGGGGCACCACAGCUUAAAGCAACACGCGCUCGUCUUCGUACAUGUUGGUCCAAGCUGACCCUUUGCCAUGAGGGAGGAGGUGGAGGAGGGUCCUGCUUGGUGAUAGGCCAGCUAGCCAGUUUCCUGGGUGGCCAAUGUAAGAAGGAGAAAGGGGAGGGUAUAGUUUUUCCCCUUGGGGGAUUCAUAUCAGCAACAGAAUGCACGGCUUAACGAUACACGGGACAGGUGAGAACUCCCAAAACUCUUUUGCCUCUUUGGUGUAAGAUAUUGGGGAGGGGGGAGCCUAUAACAGCUCCUUCACUUGGGGGGCAGGAAAGUGGUUAAACCUUGACUCCUGUUCCUUCCCAAAGGGGUUUGGAGCCUCUUUUGCAACCCUGGUACCCCGCAGAUGGUGGGAAGCAAAGCUGGGGGAAAAAAAAACCCUCCAGUUUUGUGAACGGUUGCUUCAAGUUGAUUUUAUUCCUUAAGCUUCAAACGUACUAAUACCGUGGGGGUGGGGUCUCCCAACACUUGGCAACUUUUAAGACUUGUGGGCUUCAAUUCCCCAGCCAGCAAAUUCUGGGCAUCAGAAGUCCACAAGUUUUAACAUUUGCCACGUUUGGAGACACACACACACACCCCUCUACUAAAUGGACUGAAUUUCGGUCAAACUUCCCACGGGUGCCUUACGAUUGGCAGUGGACCACCUGGGCGCUGUCGUGCACCUUGGGAUCACAAGUCCCGUGCAAAGCAAGGAACGCUUAAUGUCCGUUUUCCGAGCCCAGGCAUGCUGUGGGGCGUUGGCAGCUUCAUGGUGCUGAGGCAGCAAGUGGUUUUAUCUGCCAGUUCCCCCCACCCCAAGAGGUUAAAUACUAUUGCAAAUAUAUAUAUAGUGUAUGUAUGUGUGUGUAUAUAUAUAUAUACAUACACACACACAUAUAUAAUCAGAAUCAUUUUCCGUGCCAAAGACAAAGGAUAGCCUCCCGUUCUCUUCUGCUUUGUGCAUUUCCACUUUUUUAAAAAAGUGUGGCAGGAAAUGGGAAGCAGUGGCCGAUGUUAAGAUUUGGGGACUUCGACUCCCACCAUUCCCUGACCAGCACACACUGACUGGGGAACUCCGGGAGCUGAAGUCCCCUUAUCUGAAAAGGGGUUGAAAACCAUUCUGAUGCAGGCUGACUUAACGAGAGCUUCUCGUCAUCCGGGAUGGCAGGACUUUGGCGUGGGAUUGGCAUGGUCAGGAAACACUGUACGUGCAUGGGGAAUUGUUCGCGUCCGGGGACCGUCUUAAUAUAAUGGCUGAGUGAUUUGUGUUUUUAUUUCAACUAAUGUUUUUAAUGAGAACCAAACAUCAAUAAACGUAACUCAUUGGUGCUCUCAUCUAACCAAGCUGCCUUCGGGAGGUGGGGGGGUGGGAGAGGAAGAGGCGAAUGAGAAAAAAAUGUAUCCCAUUGCUCAAAGCUCCCUUUUGUUUUGAACAUCUGGACAGGUUUGGCCUCCCUGGUUUGCAUCCAGAGUGGGAAGUAUUUUUAGCCAACGCGGGGCUUAGGGUAGCAAUGGGCUAAAUACACAAAGCAGCAUUAUUAUCAAGAGUUGGAAGGGACCUUGUAGGUCAUCUAGUCCAACCCCCGCUCGCCCAAGCAGGAGACCCUGCACCAUUUCUGACAGAUGGCAGUCCUGUCUCUUCUUGAAAGCUUCCGGGGAUGAAGCUCCCACAGCUUCUGAAGGCAGGCUCAGCUGUAUGUCAGAAGUAGAAUAGGAUUUCCUGAGCCACUGUUGAUAAUCUCCACUCCUCAAAUUCUGGGCAUUGGUUCUCCCCCUCUGCCCCCCCGUGAUUAUGUAGCAUUGUCUUUGGAUAAUACAAAAUUUUCACGAUAACCCUAAACAUUUACGAUUUCCCAUGACUUUGGAAUGGCUUUGCCUUCAGAAGAUGUGGAGGCUUUUAAAAAGAGACUGGACAGCCAUUUGUCUGGAGUGGUAUGGGUCUCCUGCUUGAGCAGGGGGUUGGACUAGAAGACCUCCAGGGUCCCUUCCAGGUCUCGUUCUGUUCACUAGAAGUCUUACAUAAAACGGUUAAUUUCCUUCCUUAAACCAAAUAUCCCUAAUGGUUUUUGAAUGACUGUGGACCUCCCUAACUGCCAGUUGGGACCUUCUGUUGUCUUCACACCGCAGGAGAAUCCCCAGUGCUUACUCUGGAGGCCAUCAUCUGGGGGAGAUUGAACUAGCAACAUCCAAAUUACAAGUUCCACAUUUGCCUUUGGUUCAAUUUGCUUCUCUGAUCUUAUCCUUGGUGUCCUUUUCAUAGUGCCCACCAGGUGGCAGCACCCCACCGUGGUGUGAAGAUCAUUUUAUUGAAUAGGCCUGUGGUUUGGUAGGCUUUGCCUGAAAAUCUCAUUUUUCUGGGCCACCAAUUUAAAUAAGCUUCCCAAAAAAAAAAAACCUUCAUGGUGACAUCCCACAGACAGCUGUUCUGAGUUUCUCAUCCAUAAUAUAACAAAAGAAGUACAAUUUUAAGGAAGAGAAACUGCAUAUUAGAAAAUAUUUGGAUGCGCAGAAGGCUUUUGGCUGCCGAGAGUUAAGUGCACGAAUAGGAAACACAAAGACAGGUGGAGUGGCCAAGAAACCGGGCCACUAAGCAAUUAAUGCCUGCAGAAAGCAAGAGAAAAGAGAUAAAACAGACCAAAGGAGCUUCCGUUUGCAAGGAAUGUUGAUGGUGCAAAAGGUAAUUUGUGGCUACGUGAACAGCGGAAGGAAGGGCAGGGCUCGCUCAUUGGUGAAGACGGUGCUGUAACAGCUCAAUUCCUACUUUGGUUUUGUGUCUUCGCAGGAGCAUGGUGGACAUAAGCCCUAUAAAUGACGAGUGUCAGGCUAAGUAAAGGAAGGGGUAAGGAGCGGCUUGCCACCAUGAAUGAGUUGUGGAUGCCAUCUUGAACCCUGUUCCCUCGCGUGUUGAGAAAUUGUGCAAUCAGAAAAGAGUCAAGGCUUUUAAAAGUGGGGGGGCAGAGCACCUGGGACUUACAGACUCAUCAGCUGCCAGUGAAUUCAGGCAAAACUUUAGAACAAAUAAAGCUAUUCGUUCAUGCACUUUUUGAAAAUGCAUGGCUAGUCUAGGGAAGAGAAGGACCAGGGGAGACAGGAUAGCCGACUUCCAAUACUUGAGGGCAAUGGUGGGAUUCAAGUAAUUUAACAAUUCUCUGCCCUAAUGAUUUCUUCCAACAACCAGUUUGCCAAUCUGUUCAGAAAGUUAACAACCGGUUCUCCCGAAGUGGUGCGAACUGGUUGAAUCCUACCACUGCUUGAGGGGCUGCCACAGAGAGGAGGAAGGUGGGGGUCAAGCUAUUCUCCAAAGCACCCGAAGGCCAGACAAGGAACAAUGGAUGGAAACUGAACAAGGAGAGAUUCAACCUGGAAAUAAGGAGGAAUUUCCCAACAGUGAGAACAAUCAACCAAUGGAACAGAAGUAGUGGGAGCUUCAUCACUGGAGGCUUUCAAGAAGAGAUGACUGCCAUCUUUCAGAAAUGGUGUAGGGUCUCCUGCUUGGGUAUGUGGGGGGGUUGGACUAGAUGAUUGCUAAGGUCCCUUCCAACUCUGUUAUUCUGUUCUGUCCUAACUCACCAUGACCUGGAUGACUUGAGAAUCUCCAGAGAUUAGCUAGCAUUGGCUUAUUAAAAAAAUAAGCGGAAACACAAGUUUAAAAAAGAUGAAUCUGAUCCCCCCCCUCCAAUAGAGAUGUUUGUUUAGUUAACGAUGGUAAAGGGGUGGUAGUAUGUCUUGAGUAAACAAAGUAUUUAGCAAUGCCUCCCAUGAGGCCCUAGUAGUGAAGGCAAAUUGCGAGCUGGACUAUGCUGCAUUAAAUGAAACUGCUUGAAUAAAUAUAUAAGUAUCCAUUUUUA